GUCAUGUUUUGUUUUCUUCCAAAUCCCCCCUAGCUAGGUCUAUAUUACUGUUGCUUCAAAUUUUGCAGCAGGAGGACUGAGUGGUUUUGUCCUGAAGUGCAUGUUGGGGAAGAAAGGGUUGGCCAUUCUUGAACAGUGUUUUAAUUUCUACUACUUCUUCUUCUUCUUCUACUUUUUUUCUUGUUCAUCAACUCUGCAGUACUGUUCAACUAGCUCCCUUCUACUUCACUCACUUUCUCUGCCAAUCACUUCUUUUUGACCCAUGAUGCUGCUUCUUCCCAAGACCAUAUCAGGGUUCUGCAAAAGGGUGUACUGUUAGAUACUCUAAACCCUCAGCCAUGGAUCUUCAAGCUUUUUCAUCUCAAAUGGAGGCUGCAUUUGAGGGGGGCCAUGGGAACCCAUUCUUGGUGGACUCAUUUCCUGACCCAAUUUGCAAGAUUAAUCUGAAGGAGACUGCUGAGUUUGUGAAGUCACUCCCCACAGCAGCCAUUAAUGGUGGUGGUCCAGAGAGCAGGAGGGUUGUUCAGAGGAAGAAGGGAGGGGGGGAGAGUUCAGUGCCCAAGAGGGGUGUGGUGGAGGCUCCUUCAACCCCUGGCAGGCCAAUUUUCAGCUUCAGUGUUGGGAGUUUUUCAAGAAAAUCUUUCCCUUCCAAAUGGGAUGAUGCAGAGAAAUGGGUUGUGAAUGGCAGCAAUUCUUGCCAUGAAUCCCCUGCCCAUAUAAAGCUCUCAUCAAACCACUCUAAUGGGGUCACCCCAAAAGAAGAAGUUGAUGAAAAGUCUUCAAGCUUUCAAGGCUCUUCCAAUGGUGUCCCUGCCACAUCAGAUGUGCUUCUAAAAGAUAAGUUCACAAGUGAGGUAGAAACUAUUACAUGUCCCAAUUUAAGGCAUUGUGAGUCAAUGAAAGAGGGAUUUUUGUUUGGAAAAUCUAUGAACAAUGUAGCACCAGAGGUUAAACAUAGAGAUAUUGGGACAGAAAUGACACCAAUUGGCAGUUCGACGACUUCAAGAUGCCACACGCCAUUCAAGAGCUCCUCGCCCGCCAGGCACAACACUCCUGCCAGCCGGUCUGGCCCGUUGGCUGUGUCGAACGAGUCCAGUUCCUCUAGCACGGUCAUCGAUAUCGUGCAGCUGCAGGAGUGCCAUUUAGCAAAGCUGCACGUUGGGACAACGGGGCAGUAUGAUUCUGUAACGACCAACUGGAGCUCGAGGGAGGAGGAAGAAGAGGACAUAUCGAAGAGCCUGAGGCACUUCGAGAUGAGUAAUGAGUGCAGGAGAAGUGUGUCUGAGUCCCGAGCCUGCCCCUCGUGGGAGGAAGAGGAGAAGACUAAACACUGCCUAAGGUACCAGAGAGAACUAGCCAAGAUUCAAGCUUGGGUGAACCUCCAGAAUGCAAAAUCAGAAGCUCAAUCUAAAAAGCUUGAGGUGAAAAUUCAAAAGAUGAGAUCGAAUCUGGAGGAGAAGUUGAUGAAGAGAAUGUCGACAGUUCACAGAAAAGCUGAAGAAUGGAGAGCUGUGGCACAGCUGCAACAUUCAGAACAGAUACAGAAAGUGAGUGAACAAACACAGAAGAUGAUGAUGAUGAUGAACAACAGGAAAAACAUUAAUAAUGUUUCUCGUGCCAAUUCUUGUGGUUGUUUCCCUUGUAAUAACCAUCACAUGUAGUGUUAUUAUUAUUGUGUACACAAACAUAAAAAUCAUGUUUCUUCUUCUUCACAAGCCUUAUAUGAUAUGAGAGAGUAAACUUGUGUUUCA
Messenger RNA from Ipomoea nil (Japanese morning glory), 1751 nucleotides. RefSeq lists its product as uncharacterized. The transcript is spliced from 5 exons. NCBI's taxonomy places the organism in Eukaryota, Viridiplantae, Streptophyta, Magnoliopsida, Solanales, Convolvulaceae. The record is from RefSeq and is a predicted model, not a curated record. Bases 339 to 1661 code for a protein of 440 amino acids.